UCGGGCGAACUUGGAGCCGGUUGGUCAUGUCGCAAAUGCAAUACGAAUCUCAUUCGCUUGUCGAGAUAAGCCGCAGUGAAUGGAAAACUUUGCUAGAGCUUUACAAGCACAAACAACUUGAACCCAAUGGAUAUGGGCUAAUAAAAAAUUAUAUUAAAUGGGUAGCUGAAGAUGAGAAGGUGGAUGCUAAAAUAUACUCGCUCGAUGGCGAAUGGCAAAGCGAUGGCACUUUUGUAAUGAUUGUUAACCAUGGCAUGGCCUUCAAAGAGCUCUCUUUUAAUACACUCAGCGAUAAUUUUAAGCGAUUGACAAAUGCAAUGCUUUGUGUGCUAUACGAAGCUACCGAUGCUUAUUUGCUCACAGCUUAUGGAGAGCGGCUUAUACCAGUAGUAGAUGCCUUAAGAGAGAAAUGUAAGAGCAUUUUGAAGAGAACGGAUCAAACAGUCUGGUACAGAGCGAGCAAAGAGUUAGUGGCAAGCUUUACAGCGGAACCACCUGCUGGAAUCGAGUUGCGUCGCUUGGAGGUGAAGCACGCCUCGGCCAUCAAUGAAAUCUGGCCGCAUCGUUCGGAAGGUUCUGUUGCAUUUGUGAAGAGCUUGAUAACUCACAAUAUUUCAGUGGGCGCUUACGAUGAGCAAGGCAAUUUAAUAGCCUGGUGUAUGAGAUUACCUAGUGGAGCGUUGGGUCUGCUGCGGGUUGUGGAUACCCACAAGCGCCUUGGCUUGGGUAGUUUAAUGGUUCGUUAUUUAUCCAAAAAAAUUUCGGAGCUCGGAGAUGAAGUUAGGGCACCUGUUGUAACAGAGAAUACGCCCUCUCGCAAAAUGUUUGAAAAGCUUGGCUUUCAGCAGAUCGAUCACGUUUACUGGAGCUGGUAGCGACAA
Drosophila arizonae is the source of this 881-nucleotide messenger RNA. RefSeq lists its product as uncharacterized. NCBI's taxonomy places the organism in Eukaryota, Metazoa, Arthropoda, Insecta, Diptera, Drosophilidae. Gene Ontology annotation, molecular function: acyltransferase activity, transferring groups other than amino-acyl groups. The record is from RefSeq and is a predicted model, not a curated record.